Messenger RNA from Larimichthys crocea (large yellow croaker), 1202 nucleotides. RefSeq names its product ring finger protein 212 (gene rnf212). Gene Ontology annotation, biological process: protein sumoylation; reciprocal meiotic recombination; homologous chromosome pairing at meiosis. Bases 144 to 1046 code for a protein of 300 amino acids. Gene Ontology annotation, molecular function: SUMO transferase activity. Gene Ontology annotation, cellular component: synaptonemal complex. The transcript is spliced from 13 exons. The record is from RefSeq and is a predicted model, not a curated record. Lineage: Eukaryota; Metazoa; Chordata; Actinopteri; Sciaenidae.
ACGUUACUGUUUUUUAAAAGUUGGCCGUUAGUCAGCCGUUAGUCAGCCGUUAGUCAGCCGUUGGUUAGCUGGCUCGGCUAACUAACGGUCACGACAGGUAACGUGAUAAAUCUGCAUAUAAUUAACUGUAGGUUUUUCCAAACAUGGCUUACUGGAUGUGCUGCAACUCCUGCUUCCUCCCUCCCAGCGCUGCUGACAGAAAGCUGGCCGUCACGUCCUGUGGGCAUGUUGUCUGCAGCGUGUGUUAUCAGAGAGGCAAAGAAGGCAAGUGUUUAAUAUGCAAUGCCAAUUGCCAAGUCUCACCUCUCUCUGACAAAAGCAGCUCAGAGGUGAAGGCCCUGUUCUCCGACAUCAACGUUGUAGCGACCAAACAUCUCACGGAAAUAAGCAAAGUUAUAAUGUUCCAGGCAAGACAUCAAAAAAGACUGCUAACUUACUACCAGCAAAGGAAUGAAAAACUAGAGGACGACAUGAAGCAGAUGACAAGGAAGCUGAAUGAACAGAGCGCCUACAUUGCAAAGCUGGAAAUGUCUCUUAAGCAUCAGAGCGCCAAAGUUUCAGCAGUGCCUCAGAUGAGCCACAGCUCCCACACCUCACAUGGACAUAAAUCCGUGCUACAGAUCCCGUAUAACUCCCCCUUGUCCCUCUCAAGACACUCCUCAACCACUAAUGUCACUGAAAACAUGGAGGUGGAUGAACGGGGUCUGUACAGGAAUCCUCACACUGUCCCCAGACUGUCGUUAAUCAGUCCUCCACAGAAUGGACGAAUGGGCACCGUCCCUCACAGGUCGUCCAAUCAGAGCACGCUGCCCAACCAUUCAGCUCGCUCUGCCACGGUCAGUCGUUUUCAAGGACUCCCGGUGACCCCUGAUAUUCCAUACGGUCAGACCUCUGGAUGGAAGUCUCCCAUCUACAGAUCUCCAUCCUCCUCCUCCUCCUUCAGACACUCCAUGGUGUUUCCUUCAGGUCCUCCCUCGUGUAGCCCCCUCCUCCUUCACAAACACACAAGUCAGGAAGCCUUUAGAGCAAACGCACCUGGCCACUGACGUGUACAUAGAGGUAUUUAAGUCUCUGACAACCUAAAAGUUAAAUGUACCAGGAGGUAUCACACUGUACACUGAUGACUAACGUCAGGAUCUGUAAAUUUCAGCUGGAUUGCUGUUGAAUUAAAUCUGCUUUACAGUAGCUUAAAUUUCAUCGUU